Molecule: messenger RNA, 311 nt
Organism: Capsicum annuum
Lineage: Eukaryota; Viridiplantae; Streptophyta; Magnoliopsida; Solanales; Solanaceae
Product: protein IQ-domain 26-like
Molecular function (GO): protein binding
Source: RefSeq, a predicted model, not a curated record
GCCAGAAAAGCACUUAGAGCUCUUAAAGGACUCGUGAAAUUUCAGGCUCUGGUAAGAGGUUUCCUAGUCCGAAAAAGAGCUGCUGCAGCUCGUCACAGCAUGCAGGCGCUCAUCAGAGCGCAGCCUGCUGUUUGAUCUCAAAGAGCUCUUCGUUCAAUGUCUAAUGACACUAGACACCAACCCGAGAUGCGAGCUAGGAGGUCCCGUAGUGUGUGUUUGCCGACAGUGUCAGCUGUGGUAACUGAGAAGUCCUACGUAGUGAAUUCAGAUGCUCAGCCAUCUAGCAGGGGUGAUGCACAUCACCAGCAAAA